AUGGCGUUCAGUUUUGGCUUCUCUGGUGAUGAUAUCGACAUCGAUGACUCUGAGAUUAAUAAUGAUGCCCAAGAUGUGUUUGUGCCCAAUGGAAAGACCAAUUCGCUCCCUGAGUUGGUAAAGGCCUCCAAACAUAAUAUGGACGAAUGGCUUUCGAUUCUUCCAUCGCAAAUAUUCUACAACCGGCUCGCCAUCGCUGGUACACCUAUUACCGUUGGGCGCCGAGAAGUCAUCGACAUUCGCACGCAGUUAAUGGCAGAAGAUACUGCAGACCAUGAAAAUGAGGAAUUGAUCGCUGGCAUCGAAGAAGGCGAUCUCAAACCAAACUUUUAUGAGGGCGGUUUUAAAACAUGGGAAUGUUCCCUGGACUUGGCUAAGCUCGUGGCUAGCGAGAAUACCAUCACCGAAUCAAUGGGAGUCUCGCAGACAAAUAAUCACAUCAUUGAGUUGGGAGCAGGCACUGCAGUGCCAUCAUUGACUCUGUUCGCUCAUAUUCUCCGUCAAACGGAGUCGGUUGAGGGGACAGAACCUUCCCAAAGGAUUCUUUUCACCUUUGCAGACUAUAACGAUGCUGUGCUGAGACUUGUCACGCUGCCAAACCUCCUGUUGACUUGGCAUAUCAAUCGUCAGCAGGCGGUGGCAGAGGCAGAUCAGGAUCCCACUCAAGUUCCGCAAGAAGAAGAACUUGAUAUCACGCCCGAGUUAAUUAGCGAGUUUAAAGCUGAUUUGACCCGACGCGGUAUCACACUCGACUUUAUCUCGGGUGCCUGGUCGCCCGAAUUCGUUGAGAUGGUUUUCUCUGCUAGAGAUACCGGCGAUGUUAAGACUUUGCUGCUUGCGAGUGAAACUAUCUAUUCCCCUUCGUCAUUGAGGGCGUUCUCCGAAACGCUACUUCAGUUGGUACGUCGCUCUAGUACGCCGGCAUCAAAGAGCCGGGCCAUGAUUGCUGCCAAAAAGGUCUAUUUUGGCGUUGGAGGUGGCGUGGACGAGUUUCUCGCUGUAUUGCAGGAUGUCGCGGCGAACGAAUUAGAAGUUCAGCAGAGAGUGGAUGUGCAGUCGGAGGGUGUUGGCAGGGUGGUUUUAGAGGUCACCCCCACAGCCAAUUGA
Molecule: messenger RNA, 1107 nt
Organism: Penicillium angulare
Lineage: Eukaryota; Fungi; Ascomycota; Eurotiomycetes; Eurotiales; Aspergillaceae
Product: protein-histidine N-methyltransferase
Exons: 3
Coding region: 1-1107 (368 amino acids)
Biological process (GO): peptidyl-histidine methylation, to form tele-methylhistidine
Molecular function (GO): protein-L-histidine N-tele-methyltransferase activity
Source: RefSeq, a predicted model, not a curated record